Molecule: messenger RNA, 1923 nt
Organism: Tripterygium wilfordii
Lineage: Eukaryota; Viridiplantae; Streptophyta; Magnoliopsida; Celastrales; Celastraceae
Product: probable inactive purple acid phosphatase 27
Exons: 13
Coding region: 1-1923 (640 amino acids)
Molecular function (GO): acid phosphatase activity; metal ion binding
Source: RefSeq, a predicted model, not a curated record
AUGGAACCAUUUUCUUCUGCUAAGGUUUUCUUUGUUUUAGUGUUUUGGUUUCAGUUUUCAUCAUCUUCAUCAUCUUCAUCUUCAUCUUUAUCUGCAUCUUCAUGUCAUCCUUUGAUCAAAGACUCCAUUUCCAAACAUUGGAAUCACACUGCAAUAUCGGAUUUUCGGAUCGUGAACAGAAGAAUAUUAUCUGCGUGUCUAAACUCUAACCCUAAUAUCCAGAUCAUAAUCGACUCGAACAAAAAGCUCUCUGAUGAUGGAUUUGUCAAAGUAAGAGUUAGCGGUAUUGCCAAUCCUUCAGAGAACGAAUGGAUCGCCUUGAUGUCACCUUCAACUAGGAAUGACGGAUUUUGCCCUCUAAAGAGGCUGCUUUAUGCACAAACUGGUGAUCUUGCCAGCCUCCCUCUGCUAUGUGAUUAUCCUGUUAAGGCACAAUGGUUGAAGAGUGAUCCAGACUACCUAAGUUGCACCAACUCAGGAUGCAAUAGAUAUGAGAAUGGGAAGUGUUUGGAGGUGACUUGCAAUGCUACCUUGACAUUUCAUGUUAUCAACUUCAGAACAGACAUUUCAUUCGUUUUGUUAGCCGGUGGGUUCGGUGCAACUUGCACUUGGGCUCGGACUGAUCCUCUCGGUUUUGCUAAUCCAAACAAGCCCUUAUAUGGACAUCUCUCUAGUGUCGAUUCCACCGGAACAUCGAUGAAAUUAACAUGGGUUAGCGGGGAUCGGAACCCACAACAUGUGGAGUACGAUAAUGGAAAAAUACUGAUUUCGGAAGUUACUACGUUCUCCCAAAAGGAUAUGUGCGGUGGCGAUGGAACAAGUCCUGCCAAAGACUUUGGAUGGCAUGAUCCAGGGUUUAUUCAUUAUGCUACAAUGACAGGGCUUAAGCCCUCAGCCACCUUCUCCUACAGAUAUGGAAGCGAAUCAGUAGGUUGGAGUGAGACAAUCCAAUUUAAGACACCACCUGCAGCAGGAUCAGAUGAAGUUAAUUUUAUUAUUUUUGGUGAUAUGGGAAAAGCACCUCUUGAUAAUGCUUCUAUUGAACACUACAUUCAGCCGGGAUCGGUGUCGGUGGUUAAGGCCAUGAUUGAUGAAGUAAAUACUGGUAAAUUUGAUUCAAUCUUCCACAUUGGAGACAUAAGCUAUGCUACUGGAUUUUUGGUUGAAUGGGAUUAUUUUCUUCACUUGAUUACUCCAUUAGCAUCCAGAUUAUCUUACAUGACCGCGAUCGGAAACCAUGAGAGGGAUUAUGGAAGUUCAGGUUCAUAUUAUGGAACUCCAGAUUCAGGUGGAGAGUGUGGAGUUCCUUAUGAAACCUAUUUUCGGAUGCCAAUUGUAGAGAAGGAUAAGCCAUGGUAUUCUAUUGAACAAGGUGGGGUUCACUUCAUUGUAAUUUCUACCGAACACGAUUUCAGAGAAAAUACUGAACAGUAUCAAUGGAUAAAAAGGGACCUGGCUUUAGUUGAUCGAUCAAGAACAACAUGGAUAAUAUUUACUGGGCACAGACACAUGUAUAGUUCAUUUGUUGGAUUUAGUAAUGGAGACAAUACUUUUGUAGUUGCUAUGGAGCCACUGCUGGUCCAAUACAAGGUUGAUCUGGUGCUAUUAGGGCAUGUGCAUAACUACGAAAGGACCUGUGCAGUUUAUGGUGGUAAAUGUCUUGACAUGCCGAAAAAAGAUGAAAAUGGAAUUGAUGUAUAUGAUCUCAGCGACUACAAAGCUCCUCCACAGGUUGUUAUUGGAAUGGCUGGCUUCACUUUGGACAAGUUUGAUGAAGAAAAGAAAAGUUGGAGCUUGGUGAGGAUUGCUGAGUAUGGAUACACAAGAGUUCAUGCAACAAAAGAUGAGCUUAAUUUAGAGUAUGUAAAUGCUGAAACAAGAUUGGAGCGAGAUAGAUUCCGUAUUAUUAAGAAAAAACAAUAG